AGGAUAGACAUGAUCUCCACGAGUUGGAUAUUCUUCUUGGUUGUGACCAUCAGCUCUAACAGUGUUCAGCAGCCGAUAUUCUUCAAAAACCCUUUCAAAGGACUGAAUGGUAUUGUUCCGAGGACUAACGCGUACAACAAAAACGAGAUUAGAGCCGUUUAUUACUAUGAUCAGACUGUGGCGGUGGUCGAUCUCGGAACAAACAACGAACUACAUAAUUGCAACCUGAUUGAAGUAUAUGAGCAAGAAGAGGCUAAUGAAGUUUUAAGAAAUCUGACGUCAACUGCAGUCCCGCAGUUGGUAUCCUUCGAGCAAAUGACGAAGCUCAUGCAACAGUGCGAGUUAUUGGACAAAAUCCAGCACGAUACGUUAUCCACUGAGAUGUCCAACACUGAGAACAAAGGUAGUCAUGGUGUGGGUAGCGUGUUGUCUCUUCUCUCAGGCAUCUUGCCAGUGUCGUCGUUGGCAGGUACAAAAUGGUGCGGCACCGGUGACAUCGCUGAGAACUACCACGAUUUAGGUCAUGAAGCUCAAAUUGAUAGAUGUUGUCGCAGUCAUGAUCUUUGCCCUGUAAAAAUCCGAGCUCAACAAACGCGAUACAAUCUCACCAAUUAUUCUAUAUAUACCAAAUCGCACUGUGUGUGUGAUGAGGCACUGUACCAUUGUUUGAAAGCUACGACGAAUCCGACAGCGCAAGUAAUGGGUCGUAUAUACUUUAAUGUAAUAAAAGUACCUUGCAUCGAGGAUGUAUCAGAGGAUACUUUGGAGAAACAUACAUCGAUAAGAAUAGGACGACGAUUUAUUCCUGUUCAAAUGAGUUAUUAAAACGAAUGCAGCAUUGUAAAGUGUUACCAACAAUUUUCAUAAUUUUAUACCGUCGCUAACAUAAAGUGUGAAAUUGGGAAGGGAGAUUUACUGUUGUAUAAAUAUUAUACAUAUGUAAAUAUAAUAAUUAUAAAGCUUA
Messenger RNA from Bombus pyrosoma, 964 nucleotides. RefSeq lists its product as uncharacterized. Gene Ontology annotation, biological process: phospholipid metabolic process; arachidonate secretion. Lineage: Eukaryota; Metazoa; Arthropoda; Insecta; Hymenoptera; Apidae. Bases 10 to 825 code for a protein of 271 amino acids. The transcript is spliced from 5 exons. The record is from RefSeq and is a predicted model, not a curated record.